AUUGAUUGCCUCCCAUGCUCCAGGCAAAUGCAGAAUCCACAAGAUCUCUCGCUCCCGUCCAGCUUCCCAAACUCACUAUGGUGACGAUAAACAAACCCGAACCCAGCGGAAUCAUACCAGAAAUCAUCCUCCAGUGAUGUAGUGCUAAAAGCGAAUAAUGUGGUGCUUACCGGUAGCUUUUUUCUUAUCGUUUUUGGUGAAUUUUAGUCGCACGAACCCCGACGCGAAAAGACUCUACGACGACCUCCUGAGCAACUACAACCGACUUAUUAGACCCGUCAGCAAUAACACCGAUACGGUUUUAGUAAAACUAGGGCUGCGACUGUCCCAGCUCAUCGAACUGAACUUGAAGGAUCAGAUUUUGACCACGAACGUGUGGUUGGAACAUGAAUGGCAGGACCAUAAAUUCGUGUGGGAUCCGGACGAGUACGGCGGGGUUACGGAAUUGUACGUCCCUUCGGAGCAUAUAUGGCUGCCGGAUAUCGUGCUGUAUAACAAUGCCGAUGGGGAGUACGUGGUGACGACUAUGACGAAGGCCGUGCUUCGGCACACCGGGAAGGUGCUGUGGACGCCGCCGGCGAUUUUUAAGUCGUCGUGCGAAAUCGACGUCCGCUACUUCCCCUUCGAUCAACAAACGUGCUUUAUGAAGUUCGGCUCCUGGACGUACGACGGAAAUCAGAUCGAUCUAAAACACAUCAAUCAGAAGGCUGGCGAAGACAAAGUAGAAGUAGGAAUCGAUUUACGUGAAUAUUAUCCCAGCGUGGAAUGGGACAUUCUGGGUGUGCCAGCAGAACGUCACGAAAAGUACUACCCCUGCUGUGCAGAACCCUACCCCGAUAUCUUCUUCAAUAUCACACUCCGCCGCAAAACCCUUUUCUACACCGUCAACCUAAUCGUCCCUUGCGUCGGAAUCUCCUAUCUUUCAGUCCUCGUUUUCUACCUCCCGGCCGACUCCGGGGAGAAAAUCGCCCUCUGUAUUAAUAUCCUCCUCUCCCAAACCAUGUUCUUCCUCCUCAUUUCCGAAAUCAUCCCAUCCACCUCCCUCGCCUUACCCCUCCUUGGCAAAUACAUCCUCUUCACCAUGGUCCUCGUCGCCCUCUCCGUCGUCAUCACCAUCAUCAUCCUCAACGUGCACUACCGCAAACCCAGCACCCACAAAAUGGCGCCUUGGGUUCGCAGCUUCUUCAUCAAGAGCGUCCCGAAGCUGCUCUUGAUGCGGGUCCCCAAAGACCUGUUGACCGAACUCGCCGCCAAUAAAAUCUCCUGUCGGAUGGCUUUGAAAAAGCAGCGCGAACUCGAGUCGAUGCCAUCCACAGGAUCGUCUUCCUCUAGCUCUUCGAGUUCGUCUAGGAACAGAGCUAGCGGCUGCAACGGGCUGCACUCCAGCUCCACGACGAAUCGACUGCGCGGCUUCACGGGGACGCUGGGGAGCAGAUUGGGGUACAACGGGCUGCCGUCGGUGUUUUCCGGGCUGGAUGAGAGCGACUCCGGGACCCGGAAGAAGUAUCCCUUCGAGCUGGAGAAGGCCAUUCACAACGUGAUGUUCAUCCAGCACCAUAUACAAAGACAAGAUCAGUUCAAUGCGGAGGAUCAGGAUUGGGGGUUUGUAGCAAUGGUUCUAGACCGGCUGUUUCUUUGGAUUUUUAUUAUAGCGUCGAUUGCUGGGACGUUUGCGAUUUUGUGCGAAGCUCCGGCUCUGUACGACGACACUAAACCGAUCGAUACGGAACUGUCUUCAGUAGCCCAACAGCAAUUUCUACCUGAGUUAGAUUUCUAACUAAGAUUCAAUCGUUUGGUCAAUAUCGCGUAUCA
This is a messenger RNA of Zophobas morio, 1812 nucleotides long. RefSeq names its product acetylcholine receptor subunit alpha-like 2 (gene nAChRalpha2). The record is from RefSeq and is a predicted model, not a curated record. The transcript is spliced from 7 exons. Bases 158 to 1777 code for a protein of 539 amino acids. Gene Ontology annotation, molecular function: transmembrane signaling receptor activity; acetylcholine-gated monoatomic cation-selective channel activity. Gene Ontology annotation, cellular component: synapse; neuron projection; postsynaptic membrane. NCBI's taxonomy places the organism in Eukaryota, Metazoa, Arthropoda, Insecta, Coleoptera, Tenebrionidae. Gene Ontology annotation, biological process: signal transduction; monoatomic ion transmembrane transport; chemical synaptic transmission.